UGGGUCUGGCAGCAGAAGUUUGCACCGAACAAGAAAGAACGAACUGGCUGAAGGCGUGUCUCGGACUUAAAAUUACAAAGUAUGCUUUAGAGCAAUUUGUUGACAGAGAGGUCAAGUACGUUCAGACCCGAAUAUUUCAAUCUGUGCGGUCAAGGCUCAACCUAUCUGCAGCUACAGUAUGCACCAACUGUGGAGUCGCCAACUUGUUGAAAUGCCCCACAUCGAACGUAUGUACUUUUAAAGGUACAAAUGUGUGCAAAACCAUGCACGACACACCAUCCAAACAGCCUAGACCAUGCAGCAUGAAGAUUUGUGAUGAAGUUCGUGAUAACAUUAUUGACGAACAUCGUUAUGGCAUUCCUUCAUGGCAUAUUACAGCAGCUGAACAAUGGGCAAGCAAUCAUUGGGAGAUUGCGAAAUGCUUUUUACCUCCAUACGGUGAAUACAUUGGAGUGGGAUCUGCACAUGAAACAGAUUUUAACGGUAUCGUUAGUAUUGUGCUUAACUGCAAACACUUCGACAGCAAGGUUUCUUUUACUAUUGCACAAUCUGGGUCGGCUUGUCUGUUGUCAAAGGCGCAAGAAAUAGAUCGAGCUGUUCGUUAUUGCUCCGAUUGUAAAAUGACAAGUAAAGAUCUGCAGAACGCCUUCAGCACAUUGAUUGAUCUAUUGAGUGAUCCAACAUGUUUAGGUCAGGAUGAACAUGCACAAGAGGCCAUACGACAAUUAAAACAGCUCCAAGUUGACAGCUUAAAAAUAACCGAAGCAGACAUGAGUCUGUUACUUAAGAAUUCUAAGGACACAUUGAACGAAAUGAAUCUAGUGGCCGAUGAAUUGAUGAAUGAGAACUUUUUAAAAAAGAAACUGGAGGACGAGGACUACGAUCGUGCUUUAAAAGAGAACCUGAUAGAUGUGAGCAUUUCAUCGCUUGACCACAUCUUCAGACAUAACGAAGAGCACCGUGACGUCAGAAUCGUCAUGAAGCACGUAGGACAGGGCGUGGCCAGAGAGAUGACCCAAUGGUCAAUAGAAAAGAGGCUGUUGUUUCAGCACAGACCAAGACUGGACCUAAAUACUGAAAUUCCGUUAAGUACAGUGAGGAUCAUAAAUGAAGGUGGUGAAAGGUCACUUCUAAAGGCAGACAUAUACUUGAGGGCUAACGGGGAGACCACCUUCAAAACCAUCCAGCAUAUAUUUGCGAACGAGCAGCCUCGAGAGGUCAUUCGGUUGGCCAUGCAAGCGCACAAUCUGAUACCUCAUACUCUCAGUUCGAGCCUUAACCGCAGACAGUCCGUAUCCACCAUGUAUCUGCUGAAAAGACUGGAAAAAGAAGAAUAUUUCCUGGAAGAGUGUGGGUUGCUAGCAUACGAGUAUGUUCGCGACUGUUUCACCAAGGACGAAAAGCUAUUACUGGAAAUCGUUUCAAAGAAUGACGUCAUUAAUCAACUUCCGGUCUUCAGAUGCCUGGCACUUGACUAUGCCGACCGUCUCCGUAAGCCAAGCACGAGGGACGUCGAUGCCAAAUUGUCUUGGAACAUGUCCACGGAUAAGUAUUACUCGGUUGUGUUCCGUGAUGUCCCAGUGCCGCGAUCAGACUGGAAUGAGUACUACCUCGAGGCUCAGAUAUACCACGGCAAGCAGGCGCUGUGUGAUGCAGUUCGAGUAGAGGAGUACAACCGACCUGUGCAGUUCAGCGUCUCCAUUGAAAGCCUACCGAGGAACGCACGUCUGUGCUUCACUGUGAUCAAGAAGGACAAAGUCAUUGAGAAUCUGAGAGGAACCAAGUGGGUAAAUAUGCAGAUCUUUGAUCACAAAGGCGCCCUCAUAACGGGUGACGUCCGAUGUCAGAUGUUCGCAUUCUCGGGAAAGGUCAACAGGGUCAAUAACCCCCUUGGUCUGUCAGGUUUAACAAAGAACGUGUCCAGUUCAGACCAGUUGUGGUUCGAGAUCCAGAAGCCCUGUCCGGAGCCGGUUCGAUUCCCGAGUUCAGAAGAGAUAGACAGGCACAUCGAACGGGAAGAGCGAUUUACGGAUAACACAUCUCGUCACAUGCCGUUUGACAUAUUUGAUAGAAUUUGUGCAAAAGAGGUUUUCAAAGAACUCACGUCCACGGAGAAAUCGACUUUGUGGGAAACAAGAGCUCAAGCGCUUGAAUACCAACCAAAACUUCUACCGAGAAUCAUUCAAUGUGUCGACUGGACAAAACGGCACGUCGUUUUCCAGUUGUACCAGCUCAUCCGGAGGCACAGGGUCCAAAACCUCGAGGUGGCGCUGCAGCUGCUCGGGCCCGAGUACCCGGAUAGAAGAGUGCGCCGCCUGGCGGUCGAAUAUCUUGCGGCAAAUAUGCCGCCACAAGGGUUGAAUCUCUACCUCCUGCAGUUUGUUCAGGCUCUGUUGUUUGAAAGCUACCAUGACAACGAUCUUGCCAAGUUUCUCCUCGAAAGGGCCUUGUUAUACAGGGAUAUCGGGCACAAGUUCUUCUGGUUACUAAGAUCAGAGAUGCACAAUCCCGUGUCUCAACUGCGGUUCGCACCGCUUCUUGAAAGUUACUGUCUGUACUGUGGAGCCGCCGUGUUUGAAGAACGCCGCCAGGAGGUCGAGACUGCCAAGGCCCUGCACAAGCUUGCCAUGAGACUGAAGGACUUGAAGAAAGAAUCGACCACGGCUGAUGCUAUGGUAAAUGUGCAAACGAGUUUACGAUGCACCGGAAUAUCAGCAAGUCGUGUGUCAGUCAUGGACAGAACAGUCAGACUUGGAGAACUCAAGUAUGACAGGUGUAAGCCACUGAUGUCCAAGAUGAGACCAGUGUGGUUGUCAUGGGAAAACAAGAACAUGAACGUGCCUCCGUACGAGGCUGAGCAGAAAACAGUCGACUACAUAGUGAAAAUCGGAGACGACAUGCGUCAAGACAUGCUGGCGUUGCAACUGUUGAAAGUGAUGGACACAAUUUGGAAGUACAGCUUUGACGACUAUCAUUUGGUCGUAUACAACUGCAUGGCAAUCGGUGAAAACUUCGGUCUCAUAGAAGCUGUGCUAAAUGCACAAACGGUCAAUGACAUCCACAUGACGGACAGGGGUAAACUGUUUGGUACCGAGUCCAUACAUGACUGGCUCUACAGGACCACACCAGAUGGUGACAAUUUUCAGAAUACAUUGCGCCGUUUCAAAUAUUCCGCAGCUGCGUGUGUUGUGGGAAUUUAUCUGCUGGGAAUCGGCGACAGGCACCCGAGCAACAUUCUCGUUAAGAACACUGGCGAAAUGUUCCACAUAGAUUUCGGCCAUUUCAUGGGCCAUAGGAAGUCCAUGGUGGGUAUAAGGCGCGAGAGAACACCGUUUGUGAUCACGAAAGACUUCAUGAACGUGGUCAUAGGUGGCAAAUUUGGGGUCGAAGGGGAAAACGAGUUCAUGUACACGUGCUUCCAACUGUUCAUGUCCACCAGGCAGCAUGGCACCCUGUUCCUGACACUACUCAACCUCAUGAUGCACUCUAACCUACCGGAACUGAACUGUCAGGCUGAUAUCGAGUACUGCAGGGAUGUGCUGGGCCUUGACAAGCCGGAUCACGAAGUAGCCAAGAAGUUGUUCAAGGAACUCUUUGCUUCAUACAAGAAGCAAUGGAUGACAAAUCUUAAUUUUUGGUGUCAUCGCCUUAACAAGGCAAUCGAUAUGCGCAUCAGUACUAAAAGUUAG
Dreissena polymorpha is the source of this 3689-nucleotide messenger RNA. RefSeq names its product phosphatidylinositol 4,5-bisphosphate 3-kinase catalytic subunit alpha isoform-like. Bases 264 to 3689 code for a protein of 1141 amino acids. The record is from RefSeq and is a predicted model, not a curated record. Gene Ontology annotation, molecular function: 1-phosphatidylinositol-4-phosphate 3-kinase activity; 1-phosphatidylinositol-3-kinase activity. The transcript has 23 exons. Gene Ontology annotation, cellular component: plasma membrane; phosphatidylinositol 3-kinase complex; cytoplasm. Gene Ontology annotation, biological process: phosphatidylinositol 3-kinase/protein kinase B signal transduction; phosphatidylinositol-3-phosphate biosynthetic process; phosphatidylinositol-mediated signaling. NCBI's taxonomy places the organism in Eukaryota, Metazoa, Mollusca, Bivalvia, Myida, Dreissenidae.